GAUCCUCCCAAGUUGGCUGUCGACCAAACGUUGGAUUCACUAUUAGAAAGAACCGAGGGUCAAAUUACAUAGUACUCACUUGCAUUGAGCCCCAUGGCACUUGUGGAAAAAAAUACGUCUUCUGCUCAGCCUGCACUGACCACAUCUGUCUUUAAUCAAGGAAAUUGCCCCUUCAAAUGCAUCACGGAGGAGACACCACUGUCUUCCUGCUUUGAUUCUUCAGCACCUCCAAAGCCCUUGUUCAUUGUUACACCGACGGUAGCCGGCACUUACCCUGUAAUCUUGCUUCAUCACGGCUUCUACCUCCGUAACUACUUCUACGAGGAGUUACUCCAGCACAUAGUCUCACAUGGAUUCAUAGCUGUAGCACCUCAGUUAUGUGGGGUUGUGCCUCCAAGUGGACCUGAAGAAGUAGAGUCGGGAGCAAAAGUCAUAAACUGGUUGCCAAAAGGCCUCCAACCCCUGCUGCCAGAAAAUGUUGUAGCAGACUUCACCAAAUUUGCUCUUUCAGGCCACAGCAGAGGUGGGUUUACAGCAUUUGCAAUAGCACUUGGGCGUGCCAAAACUUCCCUGUCCCUCAAAAUUUCAGUCCUAAUAGGCAUUGAUCCUGUGGCCGGUAAAAAUCGAUACUGCACAACACGUCCUCAUAUCCUCACCUAUUCCCCUCAAUCUUUCGACCUCUCGAUUCCGGUCACGGUGAUCGGCACUGGCCUGGGACCGGAAAUUAAAACUUGCAUACCUUGUGCCCCAGAUGGCGUGAACCACAAGGAGUUCUUCUAUGAGUGCAAGCCUCCAUGUGCACAUUUUGUUGUGAAGGACUACGGUCACAUGGACAUGUUGGACGAUGAUCCACAGGGCGUGGUUGGGGCAGUGUCGGGGUGCAUGUGUAAAAACGGGACAGGACCGAGGGAGAUAAUGAGGAAGACUGUGGGUGGGAUUGUUGUGGCGUUUCUGAAUGCUUAUUUGAAUGGUGAUGAUAGGUAUUUGCUUGCCAUUGUUGGUGAUCCUGAUAGUUCUCCUGCAAAGCUUGAACCUGUGGAGUUCAUUACAGCAUAAGUUCAAGCUCAAGGUCGUCUUGAUAAUAAUCACCGACAUUAGCUGCACAUAUUAGCACAUAAAGAGUUAUAAGGCCUAUCAGUGGUUAAUGUCAGUGAUUAUUUUCAGGCUUUCCUCGAGGGUUAUUUCGGAUCCUAGAUUGUUAUUUUCGAAUAAACAGCUCAGUCAUCAAAUGCAUGUGCUCAAGUACUGAAAUUUGGGGGUUGAUAUGUACUAGAACCAUCUCAAUUUUUCUAAUUCAUUAUAUCAUGUUCAUUUAA
Molecule: messenger RNA, 1316 nt
Organism: Pyrus x bretschneideri (Chinese white pear)
Lineage: Eukaryota; Viridiplantae; Streptophyta; Magnoliopsida; Rosales; Rosaceae
Product: chlorophyllase-1
Exons: 2
Coding region: 94-1056 (320 amino acids)
Biological process (GO): chlorophyll catabolic process
Molecular function (GO): chlorophyllase activity
Source: RefSeq, a predicted model, not a curated record